Soboliphyme baturini is the source of this 633-nucleotide messenger RNA. Lineage: Eukaryota; Metazoa; Nematoda; Enoplea; Dioctophymatida; Soboliphymatidae. The record is from the annotation of a GenBank genome assembly.
AUGAUGCUGAAAGUGACAGAACCGCAGGAUGACAAGAACCACCUGGUAAACGUCGCCGCCGCCGCCGCCGCUGCCGCGGCGUCCAUCGCAGACAACGAGAGGAAGCUGAAGGAGGUCAACCAGUUUCGGCUGGUCGCGUUUCUGUCGAUCGCCUUCAGCACCGUCACCCUGGUGCUAUGCAUUGUCAGUGUCCCAUGGAUCUAUAGCCACAUCCAAGUGGUUCAGUCUGAGCUGGACGUUGAGAUGCUUUACUGCAAGUUUCGUUCGCACGACCUCUGGAAUGAAGUCGGUCAGCUGAUCAACGCCAAGGGAGAAGAGGUCAGUUCCCGACGGCGGACACGCGACGUCAAGGGUGUGUGGUACUACGGACGGUACGAGAAACCGGCCAUGGCGCAACACGCAAAUCCUCAACAGUCGAUCAUAGGCGGAGGCAUGCCCUUUGUUGGCGGAUGCGGAGGCGCAGUGCCUUGUGGACCUGUCGAAACGGUGCAUAAGUUUGUCCGGCCAGACGGUGGAUCACAGACAUGUGAGCAUACAGUCAAAAACUUUAAAUACAUGUACGGUAGUGUGAAGAAGCAAAUACAUUCUUCACAAUUUGCUAGCCAUCCGGUAACACGUUUUCCCCUCUACUAG